AUGGCUCAGACUCAAAUUGAAACAGCCAUAAAACUGCUGCUCCAGGAAGCCGAAGAGCUAUGCAUUGGUGGACAAAUAUCGGAACUGCAGCAGACGCCCAGCGCAUUGGAGUUCGCACGUGAUUACUAUGCCAAAAAUGCGCCCGUGGUCAUACGCCAGGCUGUGGCGCAUUGGCCUGCAGUACAGAAGUGGACGCCGGAUUAUUUGCAGACGACACUAAAUGACAAAGUUCUGGAUGUGGCUGUCACACCCAAUGGCUAUGCUGAUGGUCUAGCCACCCAGGCUGGCGAAGAGUAUUUCGUGUUACCGCUGGAAACAGAGAUGCCAUUAUCUGAACUAUUGAAGCGUCUGGAUGAUCCCAUGGGUGCCGUACACUACAUACAAAAGCAAAAUUCCAACUUCAGCCUAGACUUUCCGGAACUAGCCGGUGAUAUUGUGUCCAGUGAUUUGGACUUUGCAGCACAGUGCUUUAAUAAGCCGCCUGAUGCCGUCAACUUUUGGCUGGGCGACGAGCGUGCCAUUACCUCCAUGCAUAAGGAUCCCUAUGAAAACUUGUAUUGCGUUAUUUCGGGCUACAAGGAUUUCAUAUUGUUGCCACCGCACCAGCUCUGCUGUGUACCACGGCGCAGUUAUCCAACUGGCAUCUACAAGCGCAAAUCAUGUGGCCAGUUUUAUAUCGAGCCCUUGAUUGAUAAUGGCGAAGUGCAGCAGACUGAAUGGGUCAGCAUUGAUCCAUUAGCACCUGACCUCGGCACAUACCCACAAUAUGCCAAAGCGCGCCCUUUGCGUGUACGCGUUCACGCGGGUGACGUGCUCUACCUGCCCAAUUAUUGGUUCCAUCACGUGCGGCAGAGUCAUAAGUGCAUUGCUGUCAAUUUUUGGUAUGAUAUGGAAUACGACAGUCGCUAUUGUUACUAUCGUAUGCUGGAGCAGCUCACAAAGAAAUCAGAUGAACUAAAAUAGUCAAGAGUCAAUGUUAAUUUGCAUCGUUAUCUGUAAAUUUAUAAAUUUUUGUUACAUUUCUAAGCCAGUAAUAUAUAAAAGAACAAUCGUA
Drosophila montana is the source of this 1054-nucleotide messenger RNA. RefSeq names its product Jumonji domain containing 7 (gene JMJD7). The record is from RefSeq and is a predicted model, not a curated record. The transcript has a single exon. Gene Ontology annotation, molecular function: 2-oxoglutarate-dependent dioxygenase activity. Bases 1 to 963 code for a protein of 320 amino acids. Lineage: Eukaryota; Metazoa; Arthropoda; Insecta; Diptera; Drosophilidae.